UACUAACAAAUCACCGUCAGAAAAAAAUAUACCAAAGAAAAUUAGACAUAUUGAAUCAGGCGAAAGGGCUUGGUGGCUUGAAUCGAAUGGCAGUGAAAAUACAACAGAAAAUAGUUGCCAACAAAAUUCAUCUGAAAAUGUAGGUAAACAAUUUAAAAAAUGUAAAUUCGUUGAAGACGAAAAGCCAUGGUGGUUAGAUAGUUCUGCUAACAUACCAGAAGGCGUGGAACAGUUAACACCUCCCAGAAAAUCAUCUAGUGAUAGUGACAAAAGUGAGAAAUUUAACUUCUAUAAAAUCCGCCACAUAGAAUCAGGGGAGCAAAAAGAUUGGUGGCUCUCGAGCAAUGAUAAUUCUUUAAACAGUAAUAAACUGGAGGGACAAAAUACCCAAAACAGUCUUAGUAAAUCAGGAUCUGACCAACGAGGUUUUCCAUUAAGACGAAUUCGGCACGUGGAAUCAGGUGAACGUCCUUGGUGGUUGGCAAGUGAUAAAAAUAUACCCGAAGGUAUAGAAAAAUUGCCUACUCCCCCACCUCAACAAGACAGUGAUAGCUCUGAUUAUGAAGAGGUUCAGAUUUAUGCACCUUCUAAUAUUCCUCCUUUCCCUUUAAAUCUGCCUGAUGACGAACCUUUAGGUGCAAGAAGGAGUCCUGAAGGCUUAGAGACUCCAAAAGAAACUGAAGAUUACAACCGAGGUCGUGUUUCACCUUAUGAAAAUAAUCGUCUAUACAAAAGGAGAAGUAUGGCAAAUUUAACAUAUACGAAGGGAAUGGAUAAAUACAUAUCGAGAUACACUGAUAUAGAUGACAUUCUAGGCACAUCUGGACAAAUUUACAGUCCUUUCAUGGACUCCUUACUGGCAAGAAGAACAGGACAAACGCAUUUCGAUGAUGAUGAGUGUGAAGAAAUUGAUCCCACUCAAGUGAGAAUUCACGACAGCACAGCACAGAUGCCAGUCAUAAAGAAACUUCGCGGCAGAGGUGAAGUGAUCGACUACUGUGACGAAGACCAGCUGGACGAUGCGACACUGCAGGUGUUCAAGGACGGUGACUACGGGCCCUACCUUGACUUGGACUCGACUCUUGGCGAGCAGGAUGAGGAGCUGGAAGGACUACAGGACAGCCGCAAAAAUGCCCUGGUUCUACGUACACAACUCUCGGUACGAGUACACGCUAUUAUUGAAAAGCUUCUCCAUUCGCAAGGCAGAGAACUUCGGAGGGCACUGUUUACCCUUAAGCAAGUGCUGCAGUCAGACAAAGACCUGGUACAUGAGUUCAUCGCUAACAAAGGUCUGGACUGCCUCAUGCAGGUCAGCAGCAUGGCCGACCACAAUUACCUCGACUACAUCCUUAGGGCACUUGGACAGAUCCUCCUCUACGUCGACGGCAUGCUUGGAGUAAUGGCUCACAAACGCUGUGUCCAAUGGCUAUACUCUUUGAUCUCAAGUAAAUUUCGCCAUGUCGUCAAAACCGCUCUCAAACUACUCCUCGUCUUCGUUGAAUACACAGAAAAGAACUGCCUGCUCCUCAUUGACGCCAUUAAUGCUGUAGAUAGCUCUAACGGAAGGCAGCCUUGGUACAACAUCAUGAAGAUCCUUCAAGACUUCGAUGCUUCAGAUACCGAGCUCCUCAUUUAUGCAACUACACUUAUCAAUAGAUGUCUAAACAAUGUACCAGAUAGAGAUACUUAUUAUGACCAAGUAGAUGCCCUGCAGGAUCAGGGUAUGGAUGAUAUAAUUCAGUUAUACAUGUCCAAACAAGGGACAGAUUUAGAUCUCUUGAGGCAAUUACAGAUCUUUGAGGCGGUACUUCUUUAUGAAGACGGUGACGAAAGCGGAACGGCUCUAAAACAGUUAGAUGAUUCAGUAAUCAAUUCAGUGAGAAGGAGAAGCCUUAAUCUCAGCUUGAAUAAUUCAGAACGAAGAAAAUCUAAAAAGCAACAAAUGAAAGAGAAAGCAAAACUAGCAACCAUCAGUCACACGGAGCCUGAAGUCAAACUUUCGAACCGAUCCCAGUUCCUGCCAUCAAUUGACAACAAAAAAAACACACAUAAAGAACUUAGCACUGUUUUAAAAAGAAGAUCAGAUAGGUACGCCCGUCACGCGCAUCAUAUCGUACAGCAACAAGAAUUAUUAAACAAUUCCAAUAAUAUUUACAACAAAUUAUUUGGAAAUAAUAAUGGGAACUACACCAGCGGCAGUUAUGGAACAAAUGGAAACUAUUCCCAUAGUACACAUACAAACACCAACAACUUCCCCAGUGUCAACGUUCACGUGGAUGGAACAGACCACUAUAGCAACGGAACUAAUGGACAUCAUGGCGAAGACAUAAUAUACAAUAGAACAACUUUUAAUCACAACCUAGGAGAUGUCUUGGAAAAUGGGAACCAAAGAUAUACAUCUGGUCUAAAGCAACGAAUCCAAAAUGGAACUUUAGGACAUAGUGUUAACGCAAUUGAUGCCUUCACAGUAAUUCGACAGAAACAACUUAAUCCGCCAGAGGUAAAAGAUGACAGAGGGAUAAUUCUCAAUAAAGAACAUAGUAUUAAAGAUUUGGCACAAAGGUUAACAAGUCCUGUCAGCCCAACUACGGAAGAAAAGAUGUUGAGAGUGGCCGAUAUGGCUGGCAUUGUAUCAAAAGCCAAGGAAGAGUUAGCUAAAUCACAAUCUAAAGAAGUAAUUAAAAGUCCGACAAUAGAAAUGUCCCCAAAAGUACAUGAAAUUAAAGUCUCAGAGAACGAUCUGCAUUGGGAGGAACUUAAAAAGGGUUGUUUAAACAGAGAAUUUCACCUCUGUGAUUUGGAUUUCUCAGACUUACGACAAGACGAAGAUGAUGAUAUGGGAUCACCUGCUGUAAACGCAGCGGGUAUUCCACCUCCACCCCCGCCAGUGAUAUUCCCUGCUCUUGGAAAUCCACCUCCUUUACCGAGUUGUUUCCCUCCUACACCCAAAAACAACGUCCCUGUUCCACCACCAAAACCUUCCCUAUCGUCAGAAUUGUCAAACGAUUCCGAUAGUUCAACAAUAAAGAAAAACAAAAAGACAGUUAAACUGUUUUGGAGAGAAAUAGUAGACAAUCCUGUGCCUGUGAAUAUCAGAUCUAAGGUCGGAGGACUAAUUUGGGACGACCUACCGCAAGUCAACUUAGAUACAAAAAUUUUAGAACAUCUAUUUGAGUCUAAGACUAACGACCUUAUUAUUAAAGAAAAACUUAUGGAACCAAAGAGGAACUUGAUAUUGGACGCCAAGCGGUCCAAUGCCAUCAAUAUCGCCAUGAAGAAGUUGCCGACACCUCAGACAAUAAAGGCAGCUAUUUUGAAAAUGGACGCCACGGUGAUAGGACGAGAAGGCAUUGAAAAACUUCUCAUAAUGUUACCAACUGAAGAAGAAAAAGUAAAGAUUCAGGAGGCACAGUAUGCUAACCCAGAUUUGCCUCUGGGUAGUGCUGAGCAAUUCCUGUUGACACUAGCAUCGAUCAACGAAUUGUCAUCGCGACUCAGACUUUGGGUAUUCAAAUUGGAUUUUGAUAAUCUUGAGAAAGAAAUAGCAGAACCACUAAUGGACCUUAAGCAGGGCAUUGAGUUGCUGAAAUUGAACAAAACAUUCAAAGUGAUCCUCUCAACACUGAGGUCUGUAGGCAGCUUUCUCAACGGCAGUCAGGUGAAGGGAUUCCGACUAGAGUACCUUUCUAAAGUAAUGGAGGUGAAGGACACUGUUCACAAACAUCCACUAUUGUAUCACAUCUGUGAAAUGAUCAUUGAGAAGUUUCCAGAUACAUCUGAUUUCUUUAGUGAGGUGGGACCAGUGAUUAGAGCAUCAAAAGUUGACUUUGAUAUUCUGCGAACCAACCUCUCUAAACUAGAAUCGGACUGCAAAGCGUCCUGGGACCAUAUGAAGCGGGUGGCGAAACAUGACAGCUCGCAAAUCUUUAAAACGAAGAUUAACGAGUUCCUCACUGACGCAGCCGAGAGAAUCAUUCUUCUUGGUAUCAUUGAAAAAAGGGUCAUGAGCAGAUAUAGCAAAUUCUUGAUGUAUCUUGGAGUGCCACCAGGCGACGUAGCUAAGACAAAAGCGGCAGAAUUUCUCAAGGUGAUCGCAGAAUUCGCAUUAGAAUACAGAACCACCAGGGAACGAGUGUUGCAACAGUUAGAGAAAAGGGCGAAUCAUAGAGAAAGAAAUAAGACCAGGGGCAAAAUGAUCAUUGAUGUUGGUAAUUAUUCGGCGAAAAACGGAGACCACACAGCGGAUAGAGCUUUGAAAGAAUUGUUGAAGACUGAUCCAGAUACAGAUAGCCUUGCUGAGGGCAGACGAAAAUCACAGCCAGCGACCAGCAGGAAGCUUCUUGUGAACGGAGAUAUGUCAGCCGAUGAUGAAAUUAUAGAGAGUUUAGUGCGUUCAGCGUCAUCGAAACGAAUACCUAUGACUCGCGAGCGCAGAAGGAACCGGAUCUCAGAUAAAAAGAACUUGAACAGAACACUGGACGGAACACAAUCUUGGCCGGGAAGAGAAAGUAGUCCGGGAUCAACGAAUAUACAACAGAGAUAAGUUAUUUUUAAGAUAGUAAUAAAUUAAUUUAUUCAAUUUUCGAUAUUUUCCAGUAGAAUUUCAUUUCCUCACUCGUUUAAAAACUUACAUAAACUUUAGUUUUUUAUUUUAAUCGGCUUAAAAUACUUUCAUAAUCACGGAAGAAAAAAACAGUGGAAGUGCCUAAGCCUCGAUUACUAUCACAAUCGCUGUCGCCAAAACUCACACUAUCUUAAACACUAUGAAAUCUUGACAAUGUUUGCAAUUUAAAAAGAGGUAACAAAUUCCGUACUGUUAACAUAAUUUAAACUUUAACCAAAGUUCAAUGCCUAAUAAAUAAAGCGAGUUACGAUACGCGACGUUUCGAUUUUAUUAUUGAAAUUUCAUUCAACGUGCUGCUAUCUAGCGGCAAUCGACGAACGAUUAACGCCUAAACGUUCUCCAAAAAAAUGGAGCAAAUUGCAGCAUCGAUAUAAGGUUUACUUUCGUUUCUUAUAAUCAAAAAUAUAUUACAUUAAACAGGAAGUGGAUAUGAGAUACCACCACAGAUAAUAUUAAUAUAAGGUGUGACUAUCAUUUUUGCACUCCAAAAUAUCAAAAAAGACAUUUACCCACGAUUUUCGAAGUUUUGCGCGAGAUAAUUGACACGACAAUAACGUACAAAGCGAAAAUGGCGCACUGAGCUCAAGUAUGCGGAAUUCGGCAUAGGGUUGGCAUAAUAUAUCACGACAACUAAACACUUCUAUUGUAUUUAUUGUUCUGUGUUCAUAAUGCCAUGGAAAACGCUCUUGAGAAAACACGGAAUCGCAUCACACGCGUCAGUAAAAACUGUUUAACCAUGUAAUACAAACAAAAAACACAUAUAAUUCGCCCGCGUCGCCGCGUCGUCGGCAGCGGCCCUAGUGGAAGCUAAACGCGCAUCGUUUCUUUUUUUCGUUCAUAUUGCACGAACACAAAGCUUUUUCUGACCGGCUCAAGCCGGUGCUACAGUGUGGUGACUACCUCACUUGUGCCUAUAUAGCAAAUUGUUUUAUUUUUAACGUUUUCUUUCUACAAUUUCCUUUUUUUAGUUUUCCUCAUUUCUGAAAUCAAAAUAAGUUAAGAUUUUAAUAAUCCAUACCAAAAUUAUUUUUAUUUGCUUGUAUAGAUAUUGAAAAAGGUACUUGCAUCACAUAAUCCGCAAAUUUCAUUAUAUGUCAACUAAAGUACUGUAAGAAUGAAAAUGAAGACUUAUUGUGUCAUUUAUUAUUAUAUUUUUCAUUAUUGAUAUAGUGAAAAUUUAUAUUUUAAUUUUGUGUUUGUAUGUAAAUAACUGAAAAAGCUUUUAAAACGGUAACCUUAGGUACUGUUGUGUUUUAUCAUCCUUGCAAAUACUUUAUUUUGUAUUCAUUAUAUGCUGAUUCCAGGACGUUUUUCAAUUUCAUAUUUUUCUAAAUACUAGGUACAAUUAAAAAUAACUUCAUUUAAUGUGCUUAUAUGCCCUUUAUCCUCUUUAAAUUUUAUAACCUCAAGCUGAACUGGAAGAAUAGUUUCACUGCCAGAAUUCAUAUAAGGGUUUUUAUUUGCUAUACAGAACGACAAUUUUAAGUUUGUUCUAUAAUAUCAUAUAAUUUACUUAGAUCAUACUUUUGUCAUUAAUCUUACCUACUUUAGGUUUACGAGUAAUCAGAUUGCAGUGAUUUUAUUUACAAUGUGUGUGACCUUUACCUUUUACAUUAAAUUUUAUUACGAAUCAGGCUCAAAACUAUAUUGUUUAUAUCGUACAGAAUUUACAUUACGUUGUAAAAAGACUAUUGCAAGGUAUUCUACUUUUUGAUAACACCCUACACC
Messenger RNA from Hyposmocoma kahamanoa, 6352 nucleotides. It is a transcript of the gene Fhos, whose product is annotated as FH1/FH2 domain-containing protein 3. Gene Ontology annotation, biological process: actin filament network formation; cortical actin cytoskeleton organization. Lineage: Eukaryota; Metazoa; Arthropoda; Insecta; Lepidoptera; Cosmopterigidae. The transcript has 19 exons. The coding region runs from base 743 to 4543 and encodes 1266 amino acids. Gene Ontology annotation, cellular component: cytoskeleton; cytoplasm. Gene Ontology annotation, molecular function: actin filament binding. The record is from RefSeq and is a predicted model, not a curated record.